This is a messenger RNA of Notothenia coriiceps (black rockcod), 1876 nucleotides long. Its product is annotated as homeobox protein Dlx3b-like. The record is from RefSeq and is a predicted model, not a curated record. NCBI's taxonomy places the organism in Eukaryota, Metazoa, Chordata, Actinopteri, Perciformes, Nototheniidae. Gene Ontology annotation, biological process: regulation of transcription by RNA polymerase II; embryo development; epithelial cell differentiation. Gene Ontology annotation, molecular function: RNA polymerase II cis-regulatory region sequence-specific DNA binding; DNA-binding transcription factor activity, RNA polymerase II-specific. The transcript has 3 exons. The coding region runs from base 1 to 621 and encodes 206 amino acids.
AUGGGUCCCAAGCUAAGUGUUUCCUGUCCCCCCCCCUCAGUGAAAGAGGAGCCGGACGUCGAGGUGCGGAUGGUCAACGGGAAGCCGAAGAAGAUCCGUAAACCUCGGACCAUUUACUCGAGCUACCAGCUGGCCAUGCUGCAGAGACGCUUCCAGAGUGCGCAGUACCUCGCCCUGCCAGAGAGGGCCGAGCUGGCCAAUCAGCUGGGGGUCACUCAGACACAGGUCAAGAUCUGGUUCCAGAACCGUCGCUCCAAGUUCAAAAAGCUCUACAAGAACGGGGAGUUUCCUCUCGGCGACAUGCCUAUUGAACACAGUCCGGACGCCAGUGACUCCAUGGCGUGUAACUCCCCCCCCUCCCCUGCUGUGUGGGACAACAACAACAACAACAACAACAAUGUCGUCGACACAAACGUCGUUGUUGGCGUCAAAAGUAACGCCAUAAUGGAUCCUAGCAGCAGAGUUCAGGAUCGCUUCCAGCCGCCGAUGGAUUCCUCGCCCGCCUGCAUGGGAGAAAUGGGAGAUUUCCCCCCCCAGGACUGGUACCCGCAGCCACAUUUAGGUCUUCCUCCAGUGGGUCCAACAGCUCCUUCAGCAUCACAGAGUCUGGGAGUCUACUGACGGCUGAGAGACUCUUUAUGGACUUUUUGGACCAGAAACAUCCGACAGGGAUCAUCAGACUCGAGUCCUGAUCAUAAAACUGGAUUGGAAAAGUCCCCCCGGCUCUGAAGUCCAUGAACAAAUAGAGACGAGGGUGAUUCCGAUUCCUUAUUUAAAAUCAUUGAUGAUAUUUUGUAUAUUUAAUAUUUUGACCCGGCCUUCUCUUAAUUUGGAAAGAGCUUCUGAUGCAAGAUUUUCCCUUUAAACUUGAAUACUACCGCCAUGUCCCUGGCUAGUACGGCAGAUCUCAAGUUAAGUUUGGCUUUAAAUUGACAGAAAACUGGACUUCAUGUGAUCGGACGGCAUGUUAGUGAACACUGAGAGGCCCAUAACCUUAACAGUAAAACAUCAGGCGAGACCAACAGUGAAAUAUCUGUUUCAAUAACUUCAUUCAAACCACUUUUCCACUAGAGAUAUGGUCCGAGAGAAAGGUCCUUAUAAACAUUAAGAUGUGUUUAUCUAACUUAAGGGCAUUUUAUCUGUCUUUUAAGAAGGGCUGAUCUAACAAUGUGUGCGUAUAAAAGUAAUAAAAGUACACAUUUGUCAGGAAUACAGACUUCUACUAUCUGCUGGUAGCUUUAAGUACAGGGACGAAACCAAAAGGAUGCGCUAACAGAAGCUAAAUCAGCUUUCUAAUCAGUUUUUUCAUAUUAACAAAUGACCUAUGCAAGUUUCUAAGCAGUCGAUUGUUCUGACAGCGCGUUGUUUCGGUUGGUUUUACUUCACCUCGCUCACUGCAUCGACCUCUUUCCCAGCAGAACAACCUGCCACAAGUUUUACUUAAAGAGAUGUUGAAAAAACACAGAGCUAACACGAAAGUUAGUAUUGCAAAUUCAGCAUAUUGACAUGUUGCAAGAAGAGGCAAAAAGGAAACAGCGAGGGCCGACUUUAAGCCUCUCUACAGCUAAUACAUGACUAGAGAGGCUGGAACCCAAAGAUCCCAGAAUGCAAUGCCUUUAAACGCCUGAUCUGACGAACUCCAUGUUGCUAUUGAACGAUGAAAACAACACAACUUAAGAAACGUUGGGAACAACAGUUCAAGCAAAAAGCAGGUUGGUGCUAAAACAUCACAGAAACAAGCGGUAUUAUAUUCUUCAUAAUUGUAUUUGUGCUGUACUCAGGUUGUUUUUAUUUAUAGUGUCAACUGUAGAACCAAAGUGGCACAGCAGUUUGUGCCCGAGGAGCUUUUUUAUUUUACGGUUUCCCAGAAAAUGAU